Molecule: messenger RNA, 1903 nt
Organism: Capsella rubella
Lineage: Eukaryota; Viridiplantae; Streptophyta; Magnoliopsida; Brassicales; Brassicaceae
Product: beta-hexosaminidase 3
Exons: 14
Coding region: 72-1682 (536 amino acids)
Biological process (GO): carbohydrate metabolic process; glycosaminoglycan metabolic process
Cellular component (GO): membrane
Molecular function (GO): beta-N-acetylhexosaminidase activity
Source: RefSeq, a predicted model, not a curated record
UUCUAUUUUUGCUACAUUUUUAUUUUUACUAUUUUUCAUUUUAUUUUUUUGCUAUUACUAAGAAGAAAAAAAUGAGAGGUAGAGGAGCAAAGAUCGCCGGAGUUUUGCCGUUGUUUACGCUAUUAAUCGCCGGAGCAAUCUCCGCCUUUGAUGACAUAGAAAGGCUAAGGAUUUGGCCGUUGCCGGCGGAAGUAAAACACGGUGGCCGGAGAAUGUAUCUAAGUGAUGAUUUCAAACUUGUUACGGAGGGAAGCAAAUAUGGAGACAAGUCAGGGAUAUUAAAAGAAGGGUUUGAUAGAAUGCUAAGUGUUGUGAGGCUGAGCCAUGUUGUCUCCGGUCAUCGGAAUAGUUCUGGCUCCGGUGGAUCUGGUUUGCUUCAGGGAGUCCACGUCGUUAUCUCUUCUUCUUCCACCGAUGAGUUGGAAUAUGGAGCAGACGAGUCGUACAAAUUAGUGGUUCCAUCUCCGGAGAAGCCUUCGUAUGCACACCUUGAGGCAAAGAGUGUUUAUGGUGCAUUACAUGGUCUACAGACAUUUAGCCAAUUAUGCCAUUUUAAUUUAAAGAAGAAGAUAAUAGAGAUUCUAAUGACUCCAUGGAAUAUCACUGACCAGCCUAGAUUUUCUUACCGUGGUCUUCUAAUUGAUACAUCCCGACAUUAUUUGCCACUUCCGGUUAUAAAGAAAGUGAUUGAUUCAAUGACAUACGCCAAACUUAAUGUGUUACAUUGGCAUAUUGUGGAUACACAGUCGUUUCCAUUAGAGAUUCCUUCUUAUCCCAAGCUAUGGAAUGGUGCUUACUCUUCCUCGCAGCGAUACACCAUCGAUGACGCCGCGGAAAUCGUCAAUUAUGCGGGGCGAAGAGGGAUCCAUGUCUUGGCUGAGAUUGAUGUUCCAGGACACGCUCUCUCAUGGGGAAAAGGCUAUCCUUCCUUGUGGCCGUCCAAGAAUUGUCAAGAACCACUUGACGUGAGUAGUGACUUUACAUUCAAGGUCAUUGAUGGCAUUCUUUCUGAUUUCAGCAAGAUCUUUAAGUUUAAGUUUGUUCAUUUGGGAGGUGACGAAGUAAAUACAACUUGUUGGUCAGCAACACCGCGAAUAGCCCAAUGGCUUCAAAAGCAUCGGAUGAGAGAAGACGAAGCCUAUCAAUACUUCGUGCUGCGGGCGCAAAAAAUCGCAAUGUCUCAUGGAUAUGAAAUUAUUAACUGGGAAGAAACCUUCAACAAUUUUGGAAGCGAAUUAAACCCGAAAACCGUGGUUCACAACUGGCUUGGUACAGGAGUUGUUGAGAGAGUGACAGCGUCCGGUUUAAGGUGUAUAGUGAGUAACCAAGACAAAUGGUAUUUGGACCAUAUAGACGCACCUUGGCAAGGCUUUUACUCAAAUGAACCACUUCAAGACAUAAAGGAUAAAAAGCAACAAAGUCUAGUACUUGGUGGAGAGGUUUGCAUGUGGGGUGAACAUAUUGAUGCUUCUGACAUUGAACAAACCAUUUGGCCUCGCGCUGCCGCAGCCGCAGAGCGGUUGUGGACACCCUAUGCAAAGUUAGCUAAAAAUCCAGACAAGGUAACAACGAGGUUGGCUCACUUCAGAUGCUUAUUGAAUCAAAGAGGAGUCGCAGCCGCGCCUUUGGUUGGUGGCGGACGAGUCGUGCCUUUGGAACCAGGUUCUUGUCUCGCUCAGUGAGUAGUGAGUAGGGUUUAAAUUGUAGAAUAUAUUACAUGAAGACUUCUUUUAGAAAUAACUGGUCGAUAUAAUUCAUGUUGAAAUGGAUCCCUACAAUUAGGGAUAAUUUGAGAUUUGUUUUCUUGGCUGAUUAGAAUUUUUUCUUCCUAUUUUGGAAGUAGUUUGUUGCAAGGCUAUAUAAGAGCCUUCACUAUAUAUGAGCAGUUGAUCUUUUUAGUUCU